UGUGAUGUUCCCCGAGGACGAAGCUAGGUUUGGGAUUGACGACCAGUAUUAUGGUGGGUCGUCGGGGUUACUUGUUAAACCUGUGACAGAGAAGGGGGUGAAGGAGGUUUAUGUGUAUAUCGCCGAGGAUCAGGCCUACUACAACUUCGCAAAAUUUUGACAAGUGAAUUGAGAGGACGGCCUCCAACUUAGACAUUCAAGUUGUAGAAAGCCUGUAGUACAUCUCGCGCUCUGCCUACAAUGUACUGCAGGUAUGGCCUUGAAUUCAGUAGCUGGGAGUUUGGCAUGCAUUUGCCUACCUGGCAUAGCAUCGUAUUGUUAUCGUAAGCCCUGCAAUUAGGGUGCCAUGGCGGUCUACGUAAGGAGUAUUUCUAAAGCAAAACAGUCUGAGUCAGCCUGAGUUCGAGGAUACUCGUAAAUCACAACAAUGUAAACAGAUGGCGCUCGAGCAAGUAAGACUAAGGAAGAACACUUACUCUUGCAUUGGCCAAUCCUUCAA
This is a messenger RNA of Suillus bovinus, 499 nucleotides long. RefSeq lists its product as uncharacterized. Lineage: Eukaryota; Fungi; Basidiomycota; Agaricomycetes; Boletales; Suillaceae. The transcript is spliced from 2 exons. The record is from RefSeq and is a predicted model, not a curated record. Bases 5 to 160 code for a protein of 51 amino acids.